AUGGCUUGGUUUUUCGCCCGGAUGUUCUGUAGCAUCCUGGGGACGGUGGUGGAGAUGAAGCAGAUGUCCACCAAGGACAGGUUGGAGAAAAGGAAGUACGUGGGCCUCUGGAAGAUGGUGGCGGCAACCGAGCCGCCAGGGGAAAAAGGCCAAGGCAUGAAACCCAUUCCCACCUGGGUGGUCCGGUGCCGGAAACCUAAUCGUUUCUGGAAGGGCCAGGCUGAGACCCUGCUGGAAUUCAGCGCCACCCAGGGACGCGGCCUGCAGCUGCUCGAAGUGGCAGACACCUGCUUCGGACAGUCGGACCAGAAGUUUGGCUUCCACUUCAGGACUCGCUCGUCUCUCCUUCAACAUAGUCGGACCCACACUGGGGAGAGGCCGUAUGACUGCAAGCAGUGUGGGAGUAGCUUCAGGACUCCCUCAUGUCUACGUCGGCACAUUAGGACCCACAGCGGGGAGAGGCCAUAUGACUGCGAGCAGUGUGGGAAAAGCUUCAGGACUCACUCAGACCUGCGUAAGCACAACGGGACCCACACCGGGGAGAGGCCAUAUGACUGCAAGCAAUGUGGAAAAAGCUUCAGAACAGGCUCAAACCUGCGUGUGCACAGCCGGACCCACACCGGAGAGAGGCCGUAUGCCUGCGAGCAGUGUGGGAAAAGCUUUGGAACUCGCUCUGACCUGCUUAAGCACAGCCAGACCCACACCGGGGAGAGGCCGUUUGCCUGCGAGCAGUGUGGAAAAAGCUUCGGGACUAGCUCGAACCUACGUAAUCACAGCCGGACCCACACCGGGGAGAGGCCGUAUAACUGCAAGCAAUGUGGGAAAAGCUUCAGAACUAGCUCAAACAUGCGUGAGCACAGCUGGACCCACACUGGGGAGAAGCCGUAUGCCUGCGAGCAGUGUGGGAAAAGCUUCAGUACUUGCUCGGGCCUGCAUAAUCACACCCUUUACCACACCGGGGAGAGGCCAUAUGACUGUGAACAAUGUGGGAAAAGCUUCAGAAAUAGCUUAAACCUACGUAAGCACAGCCUUACCCACACCGGGUAG
Sorex araneus (European shrew) is the source of this 1047-nucleotide messenger RNA. Its product is annotated as zinc finger protein 239-like. Gene Ontology annotation, biological process: regulation of transcription by RNA polymerase II. Gene Ontology annotation, molecular function: chromatin insulator sequence binding. Bases 1 to 1047 code for a protein of 348 amino acids. Gene Ontology annotation, cellular component: chromosome. The record is from RefSeq and is a predicted model, not a curated record. Lineage: Eukaryota; Metazoa; Chordata; Mammalia; Eulipotyphla; Soricidae. The transcript is spliced from 4 exons.